CGCCCCCGACGUGGGCUGGAAGGAAGCGAAAUCGGAAGCGAGCGGCUGGCUGGAGGAUUCGGAGCUGGGCCAGAGGCUCCCGGGAUGGACUCCGAGAGGCCGGGCUCUGCCCCACUGCCCUGCACCCUGCAGCCAUCGAGCGAGCCAGGCUUUGUGCCGCUUCCCUUCUUCCUCCGGCAUGACUCCCCAGUGUCCUGGGACCUCUGUGCCCCUAUCCCUGCUGCCGAGAGCCUGGACUCAUGGGAGAGCGGCUUGCUGUGGGAUGGAAGGUCUCUGGUCAUCGCCAAUUCUUCCCGGGGGCAGCCGGGGAUGCCAGGGGGAGCUGGCUCCAUCUCCCCACAGCCACCUCUGGAUCUCUCCGGGUUUCCUUUGGCCAAGCCUUGGGACAUCCUCUCGCCGGAUGCCCCCGCUGACGCAGCCCCUGAUUUCGUUCACCCUCUGGUGGCGGCUGCUCACCUGGAUCCUCGUGCUUCGUGGUUGAUGUCAACGAUAAAUCCAGCUGGAUUUACCCCUCCUCUACCACCUCUGGAUCCUGCUGGUUUUCCUUCACCCGAACUCUGGACCGGGGCCCAUAUGGACGCCCCUCCUGACGCAGCCCCCGAUCCCGCUCUGCCCCCCGUGGCUGCUGCCUGCCUGGAUCCCACAGACAUACCCCCGACAUCGAAGUCAGAUCCAGACUUGGGUGAAGUCUUGGCCCACGUCUCUGACACCCUGAGAUGCCACCCCAAGGGUAUGAGAGUGAAGCCGCUGAUAAAGAGACUGCGGAAGGAGCAUGGGGUGGACCUGUUGGCAUUCAGCCAGGACGGAGGGUACCGGGGAGUCGUGUCCUUCCUGCAGGAGAUGCCGGGUAUUGAACUCUGGAACCCUGAGAAGGGAGAGAAGUGUCGUGUCCUGAGCUGUACCUUUAAGAAGAACAUCACAGACCCCCUGCCGCUACUCUGCAGCACACUGGGCUCCUUCCCCAAUGGCCUGCGGGUCUUCAGCCUGAGGAAGGCCAUGUGGCAGAGGCACGGGGUGAACUUGGAGGAAUUCAGCCAGCAACAGGGAUAUCUGAGCACCCUGGACUAUCUGACUAGGCUGCGUGGGAUCAGGCUGCAGGGUCUGGAGAGAGGGGAAAAGUGUCUUGUCCAGCUUCAGAAGGGUGAGGCUGUGAAGCCCCCUGCCCCGCAGCCCCCCCCAGACCCUGCUCCCCCAUUGGCCCAGCACAGCAGCAGCCCCCUGCUCGAUGCCCCUGCCAACGGGGGGCAGACAGGAGCCCCGGGAGAGAUGCCCGGCUUGGCCGAGGUCUCGGCCUGGGUGCGGGACGUGCUGGGCCGGUUCCCGCUGGGGCUGAAGGUGGGCAAGCUGAAGGAGGCGCUGCGGAGUGAGCACGGGCUGGACCUGGAGGAGCUGAGCCGUCAGCGGGGCUGCGGGGACGCCCUGCACCUGCUCCAGGCUCUGCCCCACCUCUGGCUGCGGGACCCAGACAAGGGCGACGCCUGCCUGGCCCGGCUGGACGCGGGUGAGGCUGUGACGCCCCCUGCCCCACAGCCCCCCCCAGGCCCUGCUCCCCCAUCGGCCCGGCACAGCAGCAGCCCCCCACCCGAUGCCCCUGCCAAUGGGGGGCCGAUGGGAACCCCGGGGGAGACGCCCGGCUUGGCCGAGGUCUCGGCCUGGGUGCGGGACGUGCUGGGCCGGUUCCCGCUGGGGCUGAAGGUGGGCAAGCUGAAGGAGGCGCUGCGGAGUGAGCACGGGCUGGACCUGGAGGAGCUGAGCCGUCAGCGGGGCUGCGGGGACGCCCUGCACCUGCUCCAGGCUCUGCCCCACCUCUGGCUGCGGGACCCAGACAAGGGCGACGCCUGCCUGGCCCGGCUGGACGCGGAUGCUGCUGUUAAUGCCCCCGCCCCCUCCCAGCAUGCUGAGGCGGGGGGGCUGGGGGCCGUGGGCCCAGCGAGGCGGACGCAAGGCCAGCAUCGGGUGGCAAAGCCCGGCGCAAUGGAGAUGUUGAUCCGGGGCGCCCUGGCCCCCUACCCCUUUGGAAUCCGGGUGAAGAACCUGCGGAAGGUGCUGGCAGGGAAGCAUGGAGCCGAGCUGGAGGCCUUCAGACAGGCCAGAGGCUACAGGGACGUGGUCUCCUUCCUGCGGGAUGUCCCGGGACUCACACUCCGGGGCCCAGAGAGGGGCAACAACUGCAUCGUCCAGCUCCAGAGAGGUGCGACUGAGGUCCUGACACUGCUCAAGUGCCUUCUACGUCCUCACAAGUCUGGCCUGCAGCUGCAGAAGGUGCAGGAGUUGAUGCUGGAGAGACACGGGCUGGAUCUGAAGGGGUUUGUGAGCUCUCAGGGCAAGGAGGAUGUGCUCGGAUACCUGCAGAGGCACCUGCCCACGCUGAAGUACAGGCGGCCGGAGAAGGGAGCCAAGUGUAUUGUCUGGUUGGGGACAGGGCAGAAGAAAGGCUUUGGAUCUUUGCCCCCUGGCAGUGCCCGCCCCUUGCCUGGCUCCAAGAGGUGCCUCCUCCCAACGAAUGCUGCAGAGCGCCCGCCCCCACCCGCCACCGACUGCCUCAACCCCCGGCUGCCCAGUGCUACCACCAACCAGCCUCUGCUUCCCAGCCUGCCCUCGGGCCGGGAGCCCUUCCGUGCUCCUGCUGUCCUGGGCAAGCUGAGAAAGUCCCCAGGGGCCAACCCCCGUCUCCCAGCCUGGUUACUGAGCCCACCCCGGCCCACCGGCGCCUGCUCAGGCCUGCGAACAGAAGAGGGGACCCAGGAGUCCGGGGCCAGGCCUACCAGUGCCCCCUUGAUUCUACGAACAGAGGAGGGGACCCAGGAGUCCGGGGCCAGGCCUGCCAGCGCCCCCUUGGUUCUGCGAGCAGAGGAGGGGACCCAGGAGUCUGGGGCCCAGCCACCUGAGGACCUGAUGGAGCUGAAGCGGAAAGUGGGGGCCAUCCUGGCUGGGCACCCCGGGGGCAUGUCUCUCUUCCAGUUCCGUGCCGCGUACAGCGCCGCCCACCAGCACCCGCUGCCCCUGGGCCGCACGGCCUCCACCAAGCAGCGGCUGGCACAGAUGCCCGACGUGGUGAGGAUGCAGGGCUGCGGGGUGCAGAUGCUGCUGCUGCCAGUGGACCCCGACGAACCCCCUGGGGCAGAGCCUGGUCUCACCCUGUGGAUCCCACAAGAAGCUGCUGCCCUGGUUGGAGACUCCGACGAUCCAGCUGAGCCCCCACCAGCACCUGCUGUUCCUGACCCAGCUGGGGACCCCGACACCCCAACUGAGCCCCCUUCCACCCUGGCCGAGAUCCCUCUAGUCCUCACAGCUCCCGCCCUGACUGGGGACCCCAACACCCUAAUUGAGCCCACUCCCGCCCUGGGCGAGAUCCCUCUAGUCCUCACAGCUCCCGCCCUGACUGGGGACCCCAACACCCCAGCUGAGCCCCCUUUCUUCCCUGCAGCUCCCGCCCCAGCUGGGGACCCCGACACCCUAACUGAGCCCACUCCCACCCUGGGCGAGAUCCCUCUAGUCCUCACAGCUCCUGCCCCGGCUGGGUACCCCGACACCCCAGCUGAGCCCCCUCCUGUCCCUGCAGCUCCCAACCUGACUGGGUACCCCGACACCCCAGCUGAGCCCCCUCCUGUCCCUGCAGCUCCCGCCCCGGCUGGGUACCCCGACACCCCAGCUGAGCCACCUCCUGUCCCUGCAGCUCCCAACCUGACUGGGGACCCUGACACCCCAGCUGAGCCCUCUCCCAUUCUGCCCGAGAUCCUUCCAGUCCUCACAGCUCCUAACCCAGCUGGGGACCCCAGAGUCCCAGUCAAGCCCCCUCCCACCUUUGUGGCUCCGAGAUGGGGGCCGAGCCCCCAGGCCCUGCAGUGCCCAGAGGCCGCCGGACCUGAAGCCAACUGGGAGUUACCUGCCUUGGUGCCCAGCGCCCCUGUGGUUCUCCCGGCAUCAGGGCCGGGCAGCAGCUCCUGGUUCUGGCUUGGGGCAGAGUCCCCCCCGGCCCCGGCCCCGGCCCCGGCCCCGGCUGAUCCCGGUGCUGCUGCUUGCCCAGUCGUGUACCCUCCCCCCCAGGAGGUCCCCCCAGCCUCCUCUGCAGGCCCAAAGCCGCCCUCCCUGUGCCCAGCGGCACCAGGGCCACCCCAGGCCCGGCUCAGGCUGGUCCAGUUGGUGCCUCCCUUCCAAGACCACGCCUGGGCUGGGGAUGCCCCUCGGGCACAGCCGGUCCCUAAAGCCCUGGAUCCGAAUCAGGGCACAUCAGCAGCCGUGGGAUCCCCUGUGGGCCCGAUCCCUGCAGCUCCAUCCAUGGGCCAGGUCGUCUCCCCUGCUAAGCAGCUCCCAGGGGUGGCCCCGGCUCCCCUCCCUCCUCCAGAUGCCAGUGGCUUUGUGACCCCCGAGCGGGGCUGGCCAGACGCCGGGCGCCCUGGCUCAGGGGGAGAUAUCGGCUCUUCUGUUGACCCCUCGCUGCGCUGCCAUCCGGCCCAGCCAGUCCCCUCUGCAGGGAGGACCCAGCUGGGCCCGCGGGCCAGGAUCCCCUCUGCCCCACCGACCCACUCGCCACAACGCCACACUGACACCUGCGUUCUCUUAUAG
Gopherus evgoodei (Goodes thornscrub tortoise) is the source of this 4566-nucleotide messenger RNA. RefSeq lists its product as uncharacterized. The coding region runs from base 85 to 4566 and encodes 1493 amino acids. The record is from RefSeq and is a predicted model, not a curated record. The transcript is spliced from 14 exons. Lineage: Eukaryota; Metazoa; Chordata; Testudines; Testudinidae.